AUCAGAAUAGAAACUGAAGCCGGGAGAGUCAGACCGUGAGAGAAACACUGUGAACAUUUAACAGAGUCUGGUCCUCUGAUGUACCAAAGACAAUGCUGUACCUGAAGAAAUACUUCACCGAGGGCCUGAUCCAGAUGGCCAUCCUGCUUAGCCUGUGUGGAGUGAGGGUGGACGUGGGACUGGAAACCUACCUGCCUUCCUCCUGGCACGAGAGGAUUCUUGGCCCAACCUCAGCGCUGACCCAGACACAGUUCCACAACCUGAGAAACCGCCUUGAGGAUGGCCAGGACCUUCACCCAAAGAGUGUAGACCUGGAUGAGUUCUUCACAUCACGGAGGCUGCUGGGUAUUGUCCGCUCUCUGGACAGACUGCAGAUUCCUAAUGCUGAGCUGGAGACCUGGCUGGUCCAGCGAGAGCCAGAUCCUCUCCCUGUGGUUUGUCCGGACCAGGCGAUAAACCGACCUGCUCCACCAGUGGAACCCAGACCUGGAAUCAGUACCCUGCAGGAUGAAGAAGAGGAGGAGGAGGAUAGAGAGCAUCAUAUACUCAAUCAAAGAGGGGAGGACGAGGAGGAUGAGGAGGAGGAAGACAGCGCAUGGCUCUACAGGAGGACAGAGGAGGGAGCAGCAAGGAACAACAACAGAGAACUAUCCCAGAAUGAAGUAGACCAGACUUCCGUCUCCCUCCAGGAGUGUCUAAGGCUGCUGCAGGAUACGUUUCCCUUCACAGAGGAACAAUUCAUUGAUGCUGGCGCCAGAGGGGGAGACCAGGAGAACCAGCCCACAGCCAGGGAGACCCUGCGUCCCUCCCCCACUGGAAACCCUUCAGUGGACCUGGAGCUGCACUGGCAGGACCUGCUGGCUAUCAUGGAGCCUGAGACCAACACAGAUGUUGACAUGACUUCAUCUGAUCACAACCAGAACCAAAGAGCGACUGGGAGCCUUCAGGGUGUCGGGUCUGGAGCUCCUCAGAUAAACUCUAAUCACCAGGCUGAUCCAGAGACCCCCCUGCAGCACGGUCAUUUCAGCCUAUCAGAGCUGGAGUCACUCAUCCCAAGUGCAGAGCUGGAUGAUCACAGAUUGGCCUCGGACACAAGGGGAACUUGGGAAAAUUCCAACAGGAAUCCCUCGCUGAGUCCUCCACACCACACUGAACUGCUAGCGGAAGACUUCAGCCCGGGACUAAACCAAGAAGACAACUCAAGACCCUUCAACUUGCUGACACAAGAUCUUUUGGAUGUGGAAGGCAGAUCGAGUUCACAGUACCCAGAAAACCUUCAAAGCUUUGACAACUUUCAUCCACGUGACAUGAGGCCUUCCAGUUUCAGCUCAGAGCAAGAGGGGGACGAUAUGACCCAAGACCUCAGGACGUCUCCGUCCUCGUCCUUUCUGUUUGACGAAGGGGUAAACGUUGAGGAUGAGGAUGGUCUUCUCCCCCCACUCCGUGAGCUCUUGGAGGAUGCCUCCAUCCUAGAAGAGAUUAGAUUGUUGGACUUGGAACUUGGGGGGGGCUUCAGUCCUGAGAUGGCUGCAAGGCUGGAAGAGGAGGGCUACCUCAACAGUGAAAUGGCCAAACAGGACACCAGGAGAUCAGAAGGCCAGUCAGGCUCGAACACAGAGGUCAUGAGAAAUCAGGAUCAACCAGGGACACACCAGGAAGACAAUGUGGAGGAAGCAGACUCAGACUCUGGUCUUUCUCUGGACUUCAGCCACAGCCCUGCUUCACCAUCUGCUUCUGAAGCUUCAUCUUAUUCCUCUUCCUCCUCCUCCUCUUCCUCUUGUACGUCAGCUGCGGGAAGUCCUCUCUCUGAGGACGAGGACGCUGAAGAAGGGUCAGUCGGUUCGGAAAUGGAGGUUGAGGUGAUCAUAAAGCAGGAGGAGCUGGAUGAGGAGGAGAUGGGUGCAGUCGGAGGGAGUUAUCCUCCAGAUGUGAAAGAUUUCUCUCUGAACUACGGGGAUCACAAGAUGUUCACUGGCUUUCCUUGGAUGGAGCAUGUUGGCCAUGAUCACACGUACAACCAACCCUGGUCAUCCCCCUCAACUCAAUCUGCUGGAAAGAUGCCCACCAAACAUCCCAAAUCUUUCUCUAGACAUGACAGAGCCAAGCCUUACCGCAGCUCCUCAUCCAGACACAUCUCUGAUUCCAAAAUGCGGAGCCGAGACGAACGGCGUGCAAGAGCUCUGAAAGUCCCUUUCUCCAACGACCUCAUUGUUAAUCUGCCAGUGGAGGAGUUUAAUGAUCUGCUGGCCAAGUACCAACUCAAUGAAGACCAGCUAGCCCUCGUCAGAGAUAUAAGGCGCCGCGGCAAGAACAAGAUCGCCGCUCAGAACUGCAGGAAGAGAAAACUGGAUGUGCUCUAUGACCUGAAGGACAACGUCUCAGGUUUGAGGCGCUACCGUUCGCGGCUGGUCAGAGAGAAGCAAGAAGCUCUGAGGAGUCUGCAGGAAAUGAAGCGGCAGCUGGGCGUUUUGUACGAAGAAGUCUUCUCCAGGCUGAGGGACGAGGAGGGGAGGCCGCUGGACGCCAUGGAGUACCUGCUUGAGUUUGAGCCUGAUGGUGGUGUCACUGUGGCUUCACGACAACAAGGGGCGGCGCGUCCUCUGACGAAAACCAGCAAGAAACAGAGGGACAAGAAGAAGUGAAGACGUGGAGGAGACUUUUAGAAAUGUAGGCAUAAAAGAGAUUCCUGACCAGGACUGGGAUCAAAACCACGAAAUAAGAGCAAUACUCACGCUGUGGUGAAUGAGGGAACAUCGGAAUAUUUCGUAGGAAGUCAAAGGAAGAUGCCCAAAGGAUCUUUUCAUACACUUUAACAGAUAGUCUCAUUCAAAGGAUUGGUGUCUGGCUUGGUUGACGGAGCAAAAAAGUUCCCUGAAAGAGGACGGGAUCAUUGCUGAGUUUGAUUCGAAAACCUCCACUCUGGGAUAGGUUAAAAGCUGAUUACGUUUUUGGCUAUAAAAGUGUACACACUGGAAAAGGACUCAAGCUCAACCUCAAACAAGUCUGGGGAAAAUCCACUUAGAUCAGAGAUAAACAGGGACCAGCAUUUAAGUACUUCUCCUCAACAUCAGGUGCCUCAGGACUUCAGUCGUUUGCGCUGAACAACCCAGCAGACUGACGGCAGGCUGGAUCCUGGCUGCAGGAUGAUAAGGUCAAUUGCGGACACUACAAUGACUCCAGACCACCAGGGAAGGAAGGGGUGUUUGGAACCGGGAAGGGAAGGCCGGAUCUGAAGUUCUUGAUCUGGUUGGGAUACCGAAUCUUACUCCAAGACAAUCAACUUUGGGUUAAGGGUGUCAAAAUUGGGUGUCUUUAGUUCCCAGAUGAUGCAGAAACUAGAGGCGAGUGUGCUCCCUAAAUGAUUUGAGCUUUUCACCAAAGCUCUAGAGCCAUCUCUUCAUAACUAUCUUAAAAAUGUAAGCAAGAGCGGAUAUCAUAAAUCUGGCAGUAAACUGACCCUCGUCCACAUGGCAGAUUAAGCAAGCAUCACAUUUUUGGUAAAUAUAAGCUGUAUCAGGAAGUGGCAACACUUGUAAUUGAAAUGUAUUCACUGUUGUUUGGUUCUCAGAGAUCUGUUAAUCGUUGAAGGUGCACAGAUAGAAAAUAUGAACAGCCUUUUGUGUUUAAAGUUGCUCUUCAUGAACAUGGUGGACUUGUGUGUGAUAGUGCACUGGGGCCACUCAUGAUUCAGAUGUGAAAGUGGAGCUGGUGGGAAGAAAAGUGAAUUUGGUGGAUAGGGUUCUCUGGGUAUGGCUUUCAGCUUUCAGCAUCCACAACGUGUCGGAGUGGACUUCAAACCACCAACAUUUUGAACCCUACAUGGAAGGUAUGGGUGUAGUGAAGGAGUGACUCCUUUUUUACUGAAUAAGCAUUGCCUUUUUUUACUUUGUACAUGGAGGAAGUGGGUUUCACCUGUGCCUUUGUGUGUUUUUAUGUAUUUUUUACUCAUGUGGGUCUGUGAAGCUGUAGAAAUGUUCAUUUUUAAGAGGGUGGUGUGAAUUUAUGACUCAAAUGUAUCCAAGGCCUCACCCAUGACCUUGAUCUCUUGAUGUCAUACACAAGAGUGUGUAACCUGCUAUCACGUUAUGCACAUAUUGAAUACACCAGGGGAGCUCAACAUACCAUCUGACAUGUGUUCAGAAUUUGCAGUAUACAAACCAGCAUCCUUUUUUGCUGGUCUGACCUGCAAUCCUCUGCAUGUGUCACAGACUGCCAUAGGAUCAAAUUCAAUGCAUAGUACUAUAUCUCAGGUGUAUGCAUACUACAUGAGUACAUACUUUUAAGAGGCUGUUCUAAAUAUGGUAGAAGUUCGACCUCUUGAUAGUCAGGAUGUUGUAUUUACACAUUAAAUAGAGCAUGUUUGGGGAUAUUUGCACUUCUAAAUGUAAUAUGUGCAGAUUCAACUUCUCCACUGCCAGAUGAACAAACUAGAUAAAGAAAAGAAACAAUCAGAGCAGAUUUUUUUAGUUUUAGUAUCAAACUACUGUACGUCUCUAUGUCACCCUCAGGUAUCUUCGCAGUAUGACACAACCAUCUCAUAAUAAGACCCGCCUCUGUAACAAACAUGCAGAGGUACAGUCUGAGUGUGUUAUAAUCUGCAUAUGUAUCACUACCACUGUGUUUGUUUGUUUGUUUUUAAUUGUUUUUGUUUUAAUACCCACUGUGCUUGCUGGUAUUCAAGGACCUGGGUCUUUCAUGUGAUAAUGAAAAAGAAAAACUGAAUAAAAAUCCAAAUAAAUGAACUCUUUGGAGUCAGCUGAUUUCU
Messenger RNA from Notolabrus celidotus (New Zealand spotty), 4765 nucleotides. Its product is annotated as endoplasmic reticulum membrane sensor NFE2L1-like. Gene Ontology annotation, biological process: regulation of transcription by RNA polymerase II. The record is from RefSeq and is a predicted model, not a curated record. Gene Ontology annotation, cellular component: nucleus. The transcript is spliced from 9 exons. Bases 93 to 2642 code for a protein of 849 amino acids. Gene Ontology annotation, molecular function: DNA-binding transcription factor activity, RNA polymerase II-specific; RNA polymerase II cis-regulatory region sequence-specific DNA binding. NCBI's taxonomy places the organism in Eukaryota, Metazoa, Chordata, Actinopteri, Labriformes, Labridae.